Molecule: messenger RNA, 1638 nt
Organism: Stereum hirsutum FP-91666 SS1
Lineage: Eukaryota; Fungi; Basidiomycota; Agaricomycetes; Russulales; Stereaceae
Exons: 12
Molecular function (GO): asparagine synthase (glutamine-hydrolyzing) activity
Source: RefSeq, a predicted model, not a curated record
GGCCCAGAUGCGCAGAAUGCCCAUUCCGUCCUCUUGCCGACUGGUGUGGCGCAGGAUGCGAAGAGAGAGCUGAAGCUCGAAUUCUUCGCUUCGGAGCUGAGGCUAAGAGGUGAUGAACCUGUUGUUCAACCUCAUGUGGAUGAUAAGGGCGAUGUGCUCUGUUGGAAUGGAGAGAUUUUUGACGGGCUUGAUGUAAAUGUUCACGAAAAUGAUGGCGCGAAAUUGUUCAAGGCCAUCACGGAACUAAAGAACGUUGACGAUCAACCCAAAUUAUGUGGUAGCAUCGAAGGACCAUAUGCAUUCACAUACUAUCAUUACGCGACCAACCGCUUGUUCUUCGCCCGGGACCCGCUCGGUCGACGUUCUCUUCUUAUUCACAAACCUACGCGUGAAAACCCAUAUUUCUUGUUGGCGUCUGUCUCCGUAGGUCAGAAUGACGGGUAUAUGAUGCAAGAGGUCGGGACGGACGGGGUGUACGUUCUCGAUAUGAAGAAGCUAGCGACUUGCUGUUUUCUCGGGUCUGAACGCUGGCUGACACCACGGGAUGCUCCACAGGCCGAGCCCGCCAAAGUGAACAGCACCAUGCCACCGUCAGAUAACGACUUCCCGCCUCCCACAGACAUCUUCACCUUCACACCAGAAUACCUCACCUCUGCUGUAGACGAUCUCAUAUCUCAUCUUGAAGAGAGCGUUAGAUUGCGUGUUUGCAGCGUUCCCCAGCAGAGCGCUGUAUCAGCAUCGAUUGCUGUAUUGUUCAGCGGUGGGAUUGAUUCGACAAUGCUAGCUUGUCUUGCACAUCGCCAUAUACCCCUAGACGAACCUAUCGACCUUCUCAACGUCGCCUUUGAGAACCCACGCAAAAUACAGCUCAAGGUCGAGGGUAACAUCGGUGGAUUCACAAAACAGGAGAAGAAGAAAGCCAAGAAACAGAAUGGGAAGUACGAUCAUGAUUAUUUGGUUCCAGAUCGUGUGACCGGACUGCAGGAGGUCGAGGAAUUGAGAAGAGUGUGUAAAGGGAGGACGUGGAACUUCGUUGAGGUAGAUGUACCAUACAUGGAGUCAAAAGCCGCCCGACCGACCAUCGAGGCUUUGAUGUGGCCCUCAAAAACCGUGAUGGAUCUCAGUCUCGCUAUGGCGCUUUACUUUGCGGCACGAGGCAAGGGGCAAAUACGCAGCCAUCCGGAUGCACUGCCUGUCACAUACACCAGUCCUGCUCGUGUCCUUCUUAACGGACUUGGAUCGGACGAACUACUGGGAGGGUAUGGACGGCACCGGACGGCUUACAUGCAUGGGGGCUGGAAAGCUGUCAUUGACGAACUGCAACUUGAAAUCGAUCGUAUCCCAACGCGCAACCUCGGCCGCGACGAUCGUACCAUCUCCACUCACGGAAAAGAAACCCGUCACCCCUUCCUGUCCCUCAACCUCGUCCGCUUCCUCGCCCAACUCCCAGUGCACUACAAAGUCGAUCCGAGACUAGAUUUGGGCGUUGGGGAUAAGCUGUUGUUAAGGUUGGCGGCGAGGAAGGUUGGCAUUGUGGAGGCAAGUGAGAGGAAGAAGAGGGCAAUGCAGUUUGGGAGCCAUUCGGCGAGGAUGGAGGCUGGGUUGGGGAAUGUGCGGGGACGGGCGCAAAUUGGGUAG